This is a messenger RNA of Oryzias latipes (Japanese medaka), 2406 nucleotides long. Lineage: Eukaryota; Metazoa; Chordata; Actinopteri; Beloniformes; Adrianichthyidae. The record is from RefSeq and is a predicted model, not a curated record.
UCCCCCAUUUCAAAGCAGCAACAUUUCUCUACGUAACGCACUGUCAAUGAUGUAAUUGAUACAUCAUAUGGCAACAUAUGAUGUCAUAUGAUGUCAUUUGAUGCAACAUAUGACAACAUAUGAUGUCAUAUGAUUUCAUGUGAUGUCAUGACAUCAUCAUGAUGUCAUUGUUAAAAGUUCAGAUAUAGGACCCAAAACUUCACAUUCAGAUCCAUUUUUGCACACAGGUUUCGCUGAUCACAAAGAACCAAAGACCAGGUCCUCUUUUUAAAAAGUGCCUUCGGUUACAAAGAAUCUUUGUCGUCAAACUCUGAAUAGAAAUCUUAAUUAAUUUUACCAUGGAAUCAUCAACACGCCGUUCUGUCCGAAAAACCCGAAAGACUAUCAAACUCAGCAAUUUUGAAUCUGUUGUGGAGAAAGAGCCCACUUCUGAGUUUGACACUAUCAUGGACUGGGAUGACACAGACGAAGACUACGAUGACUCUCCCCCUUCCUAUAGUGAUGAGGAAUUUCCUGAUAUGCCAGAAACUCCUCAUUAUGAUUAUUCUCUUCUUUCUAAAAGUGAAGAUGAGGAAUUUCCUGAGAAUCCAGAAACUCCUCAACCAAAAAGACAGCAGGAUUGGGGAAAACCCAUGCCUAAAAUCUGCCCGCAAAACCAAACCUUAGGUUUAAAACCCUUGAGUUUUGCUCCAACCCUCUCCUUUCGCCCAGCUUCACUGUUUCCUGUGAAGCCGGUCUCUGUCCCUAAAUCAACUCAGCCUGAGGAAGUCAAACCUUUGGGAAAAGAAAAACAAAGUGCAACUGCUUUGGAUAAGCCAACUUCAACCUCUAAGUCAACCUCAGUGGUAAAUGCAGAGGCACUGCAAGAGAUCACUGCUCUGAAAGAUGAAGUAGGGCAUCUGAAGGAGCUUCUCCAGCAGAAAGAUCAGAUGCUGGCAGAUGCUGCUCUGAAAACUAAACACCUUGAAGAACAGGUGAGCCACCUGACGGAAGAAAGACAGCAAUUGGGUGAAGAAAAGUCCUCUUUCUUACAAGAAAUUGCUCAGCUAAAGACAGCUCAGGAGGACAGGGAGACCGAGGUAACCAAUUCUAAAAGAGUCCCCAAGAAAAAGAUCGUCCAACUACUCCGUGAGAUGGAGGACCUAAAAAUGCAGCAACAGCAGGAACAUUUGGACCUCAAGAGCAAACUGGACAUGGAGAAAGAGAGUCUUCUAAAUGACCAUCAGCUGGGGUUAACUGUAGCACAAAAUCAGCUGGCAAAAGAAAGAGAAGAAUGGCAGAGUAGAAACACCGCCCUCAUGCAGGACAUGGCUGCAUUGAGAAGAAAGUAUGAGGAGGAGAGCUCUGCAUGUUACCAAAAGGAAAAGACCUUCUUGGAAUUGCUCUCCCAUAUUGAGGAGGGCAUGGAGAAAUUAAAGGAAACCAUCAGAGAAAAAGAUGCGAUCAUAAGCAAUACUGAAAGGGUCUCCAAGAAAAGCAUCGUCCAGCUACAAAAUCAGAUGGCAGGCCUAAAAAGGCAGCAACAGCAGGAACAUUUGGAGCUCACCAGAAAAUUUGAAAGGGAGAAAGAGCGUCUUCUAUAUGACCAUCAGCUGGCGUUAACAGUAGCACAAAAUCAGCUGACUAAAGAAAGAGAAGAAUGGCAGAGUAAAAACACCUCCCUCAUGCAGGACAUGGCUGCAUUGAGAAGAAAGUAUGAGGAGGACAGCUCUGUUUGUUACCAGAAGGAAAAGACCUUUAUGGAAUUGCUCUCACAUAUUGAUGAGGGCGUAGAAAAACUAAAAGAAACCAUCAGAGAAAAAGAUGCGAUCAUAAACAAUUCUAAAGUUAUCUUGAGGAAAAAGCUGGAGCAAGAAGACGAACGGCUUAAAAUGGUAAAAAAGGCCUAUCGCAAGAAGAAUUUAGACCUCGGAUUGAAAUUACACCAAAUGGAAGAAGAGCUUCAACAAGAGAGGGUCAAAACAAAUCAAGCCAAACUCAGCUUUGACCUGGAGGUGGAAGAGUCCACCAAAUUAAAAGCUGCUUUGGCCCAAGUCCAGAAAGAACUGGAAGGCCAGAAGCAGCUGGAAAGAGAAAGACAACAACUGGAAGAAGAAAAGUCCACCCUUUUACAGCAAAUCGGUCACCUACAGGUUGUUGUCAAGGAGAAAGAGACCCUCAUCAGUGAAAGCCAAGAGGCUUUGCUGGUCCAACUACAGCAGCAGGUGGAUGAUCUGAAAGAGAAGCCUCCAAAGAAAAGUGCUGGUCGGAGGUUCCUGAACCUGUUUAGAAAGUCUAGAAAAAAAGACUAAGUGGACCCCCGACCACACUGGAGAGAAAGCCUUCCUUCUGCAACACCCCCUCACACACACACCAAGGCCCCCCACAACCCACACACACACAACAAGCCCCCCACAACCCACACAU